AUGAUUAAAGUAUUGGUGAUUGGAUCUAUUAACAUAGAUGAUUAUUUCCAAGUUCCUCAUAUAAUUCAAAGCGGAGAAACAUUAACAAGUAGCAAAUAUGAUCAAAAAGCAGGAGGAAAAGGAGCAAAUCAAGCUGUUGCAUUGGCAAAAGCAGGAGCUACUGUAUGGCAUUUAGGUAAAAUAGGAAAGGAUGGAUUAGUAAUUAGGGAUUAUAUGAGUAGACAAGGUGUUAAUGUUGAACAUAUAAUUGUUACUGAGGACCAGCCAACAGGAAGAGCGAUUAUUCAAUUAUCAGAAACAACACAUGAUAAUGCUAUUAUUCUUCUUCCUGGAACAAACCAUAUGAUCACAUUAAAAGAAAUUGAAGAUAUUUUAAAAUUGGGAAAUUUUAAAAAAUCCGAUAUUGUGGUGAUGCAAAAUGAAAUUGGCCCUGUUGGUGGUGAAAUUUUGAGGUUUUGUAAACAGAAAGAAUUGAUUACUGUUUUUAAUCCAGCACCAUUUUCAACAAAUAUUAUGGAUAUAUUUCCAUUCGAUAACAUUGACUGUUUAAUAUUAAAUAAGAUUGAAUCAGAUGAACUCUACUCAAAAAUACACAAAAGCAAAGAUUCAAUUUCAUCGAAAAAUAUGGAAGAAAAAGAUUUGUUAUUUACUAUAAAAGAUAAAUUUCCACAAUUAAAAAUAUUAAUAGUUACAUUGGGUGAUAAAGGUCUGUUAGCAUGGUUUAAACAAAUCAAUGAUGAUAACAUCAUGACAUUUACAAAUUAUAAACUUACUACACCUGUAUUGGACACAACUGGUGCUGGUGACACGUUUAUCGGAUUUUUUGUUGCUAGUCUUUCAAGAAACUUGUGGGCGGCUAGAAAUUUUGAAGAGCCUAGGACGCCACCUAAAACGUCAUUGGAUUACUUAUCAAGUGUACAAAUAGUCGAAGGAAUAAUGGAGGGAAUGAUAGCUGCUAGUUUAAGUGUUAGAAAAUUAGGAGCAAUGGAUGGUAUUCCUUAUCUUCAUGAAGUUUAUCAAGAAAAAGCUAAAAGAUAA
Molecule: messenger RNA, 1038 nt
Organism: Entrophospora sp. SA101
Lineage: Eukaryota; Fungi; Glomeromycota; Glomeromycetes; Entrophosporales; Entrophosporaceae
Source: the annotation of a GenBank genome assembly